AUGAGAUACUCACUUCUUGCUAUCGUGGCCCUGGCUUCAUCAGUUUUGGCUCAGAGCCAGGACCCAGGCCCUUCGCCGACUGCUUCAGUUGGCUGUCAUCCCCAUGGAGAUCACUGGCACUGUGACGGACCUGCUUCCGCCGAGACCAUAGCUACAGCUACAGCGAGCCACUCGGAUCAUGACGAUCAUGAGAACGAUGAAAGCACAGCGACUCCAACGAAGCCAAGCCCUACUGAGUCGGUGGGCUGUCACCCUCAUGGCGAUCACUGGCACUGUGAAGGACCUGCUACCGCCGACGCCACAGCCACUACUACUGCAAGCCAUUCAGACCAUGCAGACCACGACCACAACCACGCGGAAGCCACGGCAACUCCCACGAAACCGAGUCCUAGCGAGUCGGUGGGAUGUCAUCCUCACAACGACCACUGGCAUUGCGAUGGGCCCCGAGAGACGAGCAAUUCGGCCGGGACCGGGAGCUCCACGAACUCCGCGAGCAGUACUGCCAAUGCAUCUUCGACUAGCUCCGUACAGGACGGGGGUUCUGGAAUGAUAGGCGUUGAGAUGUCUGUAGUGGUUGGUCUGGCGUUGGGUAUUGCCGCUUUGCAGCUUUGA
Aspergillus tanneri is the source of this 612-nucleotide messenger RNA. RefSeq lists its product as uncharacterized. The record is from RefSeq and is a predicted model, not a curated record. The transcript has 2 exons. The coding region runs from base 1 to 612 and encodes 203 amino acids. NCBI's taxonomy places the organism in Eukaryota, Fungi, Ascomycota, Eurotiomycetes, Eurotiales, Aspergillaceae.